Hypoxylon fragiforme is the source of this 2647-nucleotide messenger RNA. RefSeq names its product acetolactate synthase. The record is from RefSeq and is a predicted model, not a curated record. Lineage: Eukaryota; Fungi; Ascomycota; Sordariomycetes; Xylariales; Hypoxylaceae. The coding region runs from base 275 to 2362 and encodes 695 amino acids. Gene Ontology annotation, molecular function: magnesium ion binding; thiamine pyrophosphate binding; acetolactate synthase activity. Gene Ontology annotation, biological process: L-valine biosynthetic process. The transcript is spliced from 5 exons. Gene Ontology annotation, cellular component: acetolactate synthase complex; mitochondrion.
CCACAAUCUACCUUUUAACGUUUUUUUUUUGUGUGCCGCAGUCGGUUUAAUAGAUUUCUUUCUUAUGACUCCAGGACAAAAUCUGCAAACUUAUCGUGAGAUUUUUCUAGCCAUUGAUCAAUCGCAGACCUCUAUAACAAGGUUGUGGAUAUUAGUAUUCACAUAAUACUAAUAAUACACCUAUUUGACAGGUCUCUAUUCUUCAAAUUCCUCGUCUCGGUGUUUGAUUUCUAUCUUUCAUUUUCUUGUCCAUCAUCUCCCCUCUUUUUUCGUCAUGCUUCGCACCCGACAAGCUGGCCGGGCCUUCAAGGCUUUGGCUCAGACUUCGCGACAACACCAACGAUGUCUCACCACUUCUACCGUAGCCUCAACCAUUCAAAUAAAGAAAAAUGGCCCUGCUGGUGUUAGGAAUCAAGCCACUUCGGCCCAAUCAACUGCUCAAGCCAGAGAUGUACCUGCUCCAGCCUUCAACACAGCCAGCACGAAAGAUCGAAGUCAUGUACAACCCUUGGUCAGUCCUCGGGCUCCUGAAAUGGAUGAAUCGUUCAUCGGAAAGACUGGCGGAGAGAUAUUCCAUGAAAUGAUGUUAAGGAGAGGUGUACGGCAUGUCUUCGGUUAUCCUGGUGGAGCCAUUCUACCCGUUUUCGAUGCCAUCUACAACUCGAAACACUUCGACUUCAUCUUACCAAAGCACGAACAGGGUGCUGGGCAUAUGGCCGAGGGCUAUGCCCGCGCAUCCGGAAAGCCUGGUGUCGUACUAGUCACAUCUGGUCCCGGUGCCACCAAUGUUAUCACGCCAAUGCAAGAUGCCUUAUCUGAUGGCACGCCCAUGGUCGUUUUCUGUGGUCAGGUUCCUACCACGGCUAUUGGUAGUGAUGCCUUCCAAGAGGCAGAUGUUAUAGGAAUAUCCAGGGCCUGCACGAAGUGGAAUGUUAUGGUAAAGAAUGUCGCUGAACUCCCACGUAGAAUCAACGAGGCUUUCGAUAUUGCGACUAGUGGACGUCCGGGCCCGGUUCUGGUGGACCUUCCAAAGGACGUCACGGCAAGCAUUCUCCGAAAAGCGAUUCCAACCGAGUCAGCCAUCCCUGGUUUACCUAGUGCAGCAUCGCGUGCAGCGAUGGAGGCCACCCAGAAACAGCUUCAAGCUUCCAUUCGUCGGGUAGCCGAUCUCGUGAACAAAGCUAAGAAGCCUGUCAUCUACGCUGGUCAGGGUCUUGUCUCAUCGGUUGGUGGACCGCAACUCCUUAAGGAGCUGGCUGACAAGGCUUCGAUACCCGUUACGACCACCCUUUUAGGCCUUGGAGCUUUCGAUGAGUUGGACGAGAAGUCACUUUACAUGCUGGGUAUGCAUGGCUCUGCAUUUGCUAACAUGGCUAUCCAAGAGGCCGACCUCAUCAUCGCCCUUGGUGGUCGAUUUGACGACCGUGUGACUCUGAAUAUUACCAAAUUUGCACCGGCAGCCAAGGCCGCAGCCUUAGAGGGCCGUGGCGGUAUCGUACACUUCGAAAUCAUGCCAAAGAACAUCAACAAAGUUGUGCAAGCAACCGAAGCUGUCGAGGGUGAUGUAGCCGAAAACUUGCGGAAACUAGUGCCACAUGUACAAGCCAAGACUAUGGAAGAUCGUAAGGACUGGUUUGGUAAAAUAAACGGCUGGAAGGCGAAAUGGCCCAUCCAUGAUUUUGAGCGUACUGAGCGAGCAGGGAUGAUCAAACCGCAAGUCCUCAUCGAGGAGCUCAGCAAGCUAACCGCUAAUCGAAAAGAGCAUACAAUUAUCGCCACGGGUGUUGGCCAACAUCAAAUGUGGACAGCACAGCACUUCAGAUGGCGACACCCCCGAACUUUGGUGACGUCUGGAGGUCUUGGCACCAUGGGCUACGGUCUUCCCGCUGCCAUUGGCGCCAAAGUUGCUCGACCCGACGCCCUCGUAAUCGAUAUCGAUGGUGAUGCUUCGUUCAAUAUGACAUUAACAGAACUAUCCACCGCUGCGCAGUUUAACAUUGGUGUCAAGGUUAUUGUCCUGAACAACGAGGAACAAGGAAUGGUAACACAAUGGCAAAACCUCUUCUACGAAGACAGAUAUGCCCACACGCACCAACAGAACCCCGACUUCAUGAAACUGGCCGAUGCCAUGGGUGUCCAGCAUCGCAGACUUAUCAAACCCGAGGAAACCGUUGAAACCUUAGAAUGGCUCAUCAACACAGAUGGACCAGCUCUGUUGGAGGUUGUCACGGACAAGAAGGUGCCUGUUCUCCCUAUGGUACCUGCAGGGUGCGGUUUACAUGAGUUCCUGGUAUGGGAUGGAGCCAAAGAUAAAGAGCGCAGGGAUCUGAUGCGCACAAGAACUUGUGGCUUACAUAGCUAAUUCUGUUUCACAUGAGUUUUUUUUGCAUUGGUCGUUAGCGAUUGUGUUGCAUUUCGGGAAUACCAUUAAGGUUAUUAAAAAAGAUGUUGGGGCCAUAACCAAAAAGGCUUAAAAAAUGGCGACGAGAAAGGAACCAAAAGUGAAUCUUGACAUCGCGUAUAACAACCCAGCUUGGAGAAACUUGGCGUUGUUAUUGGCACAUGUUACCAUUACUGUAUAUAAUGCGGAUCGGUGAAUCCAACCUUGAAGUUGUAAAGAUGAAUAUCAUGUUAGGAUUGUUCUCUA